GGUAAAUGUAAGGGCAUGUUUUGCUUUGUUUGUGUGCAUCAACCGCAUCGUCGCGGGUUGUUACAGGCAGUGAGGGGAGCAGAUGCGGGUUCAGAGGCGAACGCCAUUUUCUGAAAAUCAAAGGCAACAUUGCGUCCAUUUCCCCCCGCAUCUGUCCACUUUGCAGGGGUGGCAUUUCCGUUUGCAGCAGCUGUCUUUACGGCCUGUUAGCAUGGUGAAUCUUGCUCUGUGCUCGUUGGCAAAAUGUCUCAAUGUCCAGGGUGAAGACUCUUGCAACAUGGACGGCUUUUAUGACCAGCAGGUCCCUUUUGUGGUGCCAGAGAGUAAAUGUCACACAGCGGAAGCAGACAUAUGUCUCAGCGACAGGAAGAGGAAGUUCGUGGACACUGGGCUAGCACAGGACACAGAAGAACUUUUUCAAGAUCUGAUCCAGCUCCAGGAAAUAUGGAUUGCAGAAGGUGAGACCUGCAAAAAACCUCAGGUUCCUGAUGACGAGCAGUUUGUCCCAGAUUUCCAGUCCAAUAACUUAAUGUUUCAUGGACCGCCUGUGAGCAAAGUGAAGCAAGAGCACAGUCCGUCCAAAGACCUGUCUCCCUGCAGGACGCCUCACGCUGACAUGUGCCUUUACAGUUACAGUGCCUGUGACAACAAGCCAACUGGGCUCGCAGGUGUGACCCCAGCCUCCUCACCCGCAGUGCAAUGUGGUGCCACCCAUCCUUCAGGACCUCCACCCUUACAGAGGCAGUUACACCCAUCCAACCCUCAGCUGACCAACAACCACAUUUCUUCCCAUAGCCCCUCCCACCACCACCGCAACCUCCCACAGGCCAACCAAAGCCAGCACUUUGCGCUGCCACGCCCCCCCAUCAGCUGCUCCGCUGGAUCGUUCAGUACAGAACAAAGGUUUCAGCGACAGCAUUCAGAGCCCAGUUUGUCUUUCCUCCCUCCGGAGAAAACAGCCAACACAACGUACCCCCCCUCGAGUCGUGACAGCCGCCCACUGUACCAGCGGCACCUCUCAGAUCCUUUGGUUCCCCGUGGCCAGCGAGUCUUCAAACAGGAGCUGGUGGAUCCACGAUAUCCGGAGCCAGGGCCGCCUGGUCCAGCUCUGGCCCGGCCUCAGACCACCUUCAACCACGUCACCAUCAAACAAGAGCCCAGAGACUUUGGCUUUGAUUCAGAGGUUCAACCCUGCCAGUCAACAUCAUUUGGGAAGUCUUCAGUCUUGUACCAGAAUAACCGUGUUGGAUUUGGUCGUGACAGAGAGCCACAUCUGUACUAUGACGAUACUUGUGUUGUGCCAGACAGACUGGAAGCUAAAGUGAAGCAGGAGGGUUUGCCGUACCAGCGGCGCGGCUCGCUGCAGCUCUGGCAGUUCCUGCUCACGCUGCUGGACAACCCAGCCAACGGACACCUGAUCGUCUGGACGGGACGUAACAUGGAGUUUAAACUGAUCGAUCCUGAAGAGGUGGCUCGGCUCUGGGGGCUCCAGAAAAAUCGGCCGGCUAUGAACUACGACAAGCUGAGCCGUUCACUGAGGUACUACUACGAGAAGGGCAUCAUGCAGAAGGUGGCUGGAGAAAGGUACGUCUACAAGUUUGUGUGCAACCCCGAGGCGCUGUUCUCCAUGGCUUUCCCAGACAACCAGAGGCCGAGCCUGAAGGCCGACCCAGACGCCCUCCCUCCUGCCACUGAGGAGGACGGCCUCCCUCUGCCCAGCCACGAGGAGGAAGGUCCUUACCUGGCUGAAGGAGGAGAGCAGUGCAUCCAGGGACUGGCUUUCCCUGACAGCUACCCAUACUAGACUCAACAGCCUGGCAGCUGGAGUGAACAUGAGAUAUUUUCAACAACAGGAACCUGAAAUUACUGAGCAGUGUUCAAAAUGUACAGCCACAUUACAUAUGUAACUAAAAAGUUUUGCUUACGAAAUCCUGAUUCUACCUAAAUCUCUGGGACUGUUAAUUUGAAGUCACUCCCUAAGCAAACAUGCAACUGUUUGUCCAGAAUUACUGCAGCUCUGAUUUGGUUUCAUAUGUUACGAUGGUUUUAGGGCCACUGUUAGCAAACACAAAAUUCUUAGAUCUCAAAAUUGCAUCUGAAAGUUGUAAUAUUUUGAGAAAAAAAGUAAUAUUACCAGAAACAGAUAUAAUCUUAAAUGUGCAGUGUGCAUAAUCUAGUGACAUGUAGUGGUGGUGUUGCAGACCGCCGUUUUUUUUAAUGUCAAGUGAUUAUACAAUAAUUAAAACUACAAAAACAACAGUCUGACAAAACAGAAUAUUGUGGGGAGAAAGUCACAAUAUGGAUAAAGUUUAACUGGUUUGACUGGUGAUCAUAUUUUGAAAGAAAAUACUUUUUUGAGAAAGUGUCAAAAUUUAAAACAUUGGAGUAAUUUGUAGUCUUAAGAGAAUUUUUUUUUUCUCAAAAUAUUUGACUUUUACUCUGUCUUAUUCCUCUAUCACAGUGGCCCUAAUACUCAGUUGUAAUUUGUAGCAUGGCCGUCGCUGUAGUCAUAAACUCUGGGAUCUGUGUUUCAACCAAAAAAUAUCUCCAAGCCAUGUCACUCCUUCACUAAUUUACUUAUAAUUGUUUUUUGUGGGGGAGUAAACCUUAUACUGCUUGAAAGGGACACACGUAUUUUCCAGAUGUUUUAGUCCUCCUAUAAACAUGUAUAUUAAAAUGUCUUUUGUGUACUUUUUUUCUUGUUUUCAAAGCUAAUAUUUUUGGCAUUAUAUGGACUUGUAAGUUUUUCCUAUAACUGUUUUAUGACAAAGGUACUGCUACUAUUUUUGAUUCUGUAAUACUGCCACGAUGAUGCUUCUAUUAAGCAUGGACUUUCUUACAAACAGCUCACAGUUAAUGUACCGACAUAGUUUUCUGCAUUUUGUAUAGUUGAUUUGCUUCAAUGUGUAGAAAAGGUGUAUAAUUAUAUAUGAAUAUAUUUUUGCAAAACGCCUGCGUUUGCUUGAGCUCCGGAGUUUAGCCUGCUAAUGUGUUGCAUCGAUUUCUGCCUCUCCAAGGUGGAGUGACCUUAUCCUUUGAGUCCUGCAGAUCUGCAAUGGAUGUAAUGGUAUAUUUUGCUAUAUGAUCACAUGACAGGCUGGAGAAGGAUUACUGACACUGGUGUGACGUCUACCCUCAGAUACUGUAUGUGUGCCUUCUGUUGAUCUUUAC
This is a messenger RNA of Scomber scombrus (Atlantic mackerel), 3171 nucleotides long. RefSeq names its product ETS translocation variant 5-like. Bases 83 to 1804 code for a protein of 573 amino acids. Gene Ontology annotation, cellular component: nucleus. NCBI's taxonomy places the organism in Eukaryota, Metazoa, Chordata, Actinopteri, Scombriformes, Scombridae. The record is from RefSeq and is a predicted model, not a curated record. Gene Ontology annotation, biological process: regulation of transcription by RNA polymerase II; cell differentiation. Gene Ontology annotation, molecular function: sequence-specific DNA binding; DNA-binding transcription factor activity, RNA polymerase II-specific. The transcript is spliced from 13 exons.